Contarinia nasturtii (swede midge) is the source of this 1265-nucleotide messenger RNA. RefSeq lists its product as uncharacterized. The transcript has 6 exons. NCBI's taxonomy places the organism in Eukaryota, Metazoa, Arthropoda, Insecta, Diptera, Cecidomyiidae. Bases 126 to 1229 code for a protein of 367 amino acids. The record is from RefSeq and is a predicted model, not a curated record.
UCCAAUUUUGGAGAAUUGUGUCAUUAGGAAAAUAAUAUGUAAAGCGAUCGGUUGCAAACAAAAAAAUUAAAUUGUGAGAAAAGAGAAGAAGAACUGUGAAAGUUGGUAUAUACACUAUCUAUGAAAUGGAUGUAACACAGACUAUCGGUGACAUGAACCAAACGCAAGAUGCAAACCAAUCGAACGAUGAAAGUCCGGUGGUUGCAACGUCAUUGAACAGUGAUGCUCCACCGUUUGUGCCGUCCGAUUCAUCAGGAAUAUCAGGAAGCGGUGACUCGCAGACGCAAACAUAUGGAACAUUCACCCUGAAAGUGCCACUCGAUAGUAAAAUCUGGAGAAGCAUUUCGGCAUCUACACCACAAAAUCAUCGUAUUUUGUCGAAAAAGCUAUCCGUUCCUCCCGUUCCAUUGCCAAUCAAUUUCAUUUCUGCGGCAAACAAUCAUAACUUAAUGACCGAUGUUUCUUCAGAGGGAUUAAUUUGCAUUCGACGCCAAGACAAUAUUUUCAUCGACAUUUCUUUGGAUGGUGCCAUUAGAGUUGCUUGCCCAACACAGAAAAUAUUAAUUUGCGUUUCCGCUAUGGCAACAAAUAUCGUCAUAUAUCAUCCGAAUGGUCGCAUAUUCCAGAGUCAGUCUCAUGUUGAUGUGGUUGCCUUCGAUGGGACAUAUCAAAAUAAUUUGGUGCGAUACGCGAAAUUUUGGACGAAAGGCAUCAGUUUCAUGGCCCGAGAUAUACCUGUCGUUUAUUUAGUAGACGAAGGCGGAUUACGGAGCAGCAUUGAUAAUUUCGUGCAUAUUCGAAAUGAUUAUGCAAUGGAAGUGUUCAAUAGUCGAAGUGUACGACAUGGUUCUUGUGCUUUUGUCGACGCCGUUAAUAUGAUGCAAAAAUCAACUCACACGCUACGAAAUAGUAGCGAAAUAUUCGAGAUUAAUCAAAUUCGGAUCAUAAGUAACAGUGAUGGCACCAUCAGUAUUGAUCGCCCAACCAAAUCGAUUACGAUUCGAAUCAAUCCGCGCAAAGGUGGCAUCGCGGUGACAUCGUUUCAUAUUCAUGCAACAGCUUCAAUGGGAAAGUCUCCACAUCUAUUUCUUCGUCAAGGAGAUCGACGUCUUCACUUUGAUGGCACGGUCUUUUGUGUGCGGAAUGGCGGAUAUUCAGCUGGGUUCGACGAAAGAAACCAAGUCACUAUUUUCAAUAAGAAAGUAACAUUGCCGCAUAUGAAUCUUUGAAUUCAACAUUUUUUUUUCUCUCUCAAUAAAUAUAGU